AGUUAUCUUAUCACUUGGUCGAUGUGGGACUCAUAACAGUUUCCAUAAUUUUUUGAUAUAAGUGUUUUUACUGACUGUUUGUUUUUCAAAUGUUUUUUUGGACCUAAAGGUUGUCUGAAUCUGGUACGAAGUUGAAUUUUUACAGAAGGGGAUGAGGAUUUGUCAUGUAUAACAUAGGACUAUAGGAUUUUUUUUGGUCCGACUCAUAGGACUAUAGGAUACUGUUGAAAUUCAACACAGCUCUCGUACCAUUUUGAACUUCUGGAUUUGGUGGACCUCACUCUCUCACGGUCAGCCUUUGUUUCUUACUCUGUUUUACACUCUCUCUGUUUUUGUACUUGUGUUUUAUCAUACACAAGCACACACUCUCUCAGUUUUCUCUCACGUUUAUUUUGUGUUUGUAGAGAUAAGAGAGAACACUUUUAGUUGUCUACAUUGUUAUCCUUUUAUCAAUGUUUUUAAACUGAUCCGGAUAACAUUUCAGGUCACCGAGUUAUUGGGUCGACUACAAACGAACCACAGUUUAAUAAAUUAAUUAAUUUUAAUACAUAACUAUAUAUUAGUUAUUAAAAAAUAGGAGAAAUCUUACAUUUCUGUAAAAAUAUACAGAAAAUAUUCAAAUUGCCUUUUAUCUUAUUUUCAUCUUACAUAUAAAAUAUUAUAAAUAAUAAAAACCAUUUAAUAAUCUUUUUGUAAAAAACUUAGGAAUUAUAACAUAUAAUAAAACAUAGCAAGACUUAAAUCUCAUAAGCUUUAGAUAUCUAAUGUUAAUAAUAAAAUUAAAUUUUAAAUCAAAAUAAACCAAAAAUAAACAUUAAGAUUGAAAUAGAUUUUUGAUAAAAAAAUAAAUUAAUAUCAAAUCUCAUUAACUAGUUUUAGUUCUUUCUAUUAUCAUUCAUUAUAUCUUUUGAAAAAUGAAUAAGAUCAAUGAAUUUUAUUCACAACAAAAUAUUUUAUAUUUAUUUAGAAACAUGUAAAAUAAAAUAAAAAGAUAGAACCAUGUGAUUAACGAAAAAAAUAAAAACACAGUUUAUAUGCUAAAAGUUAGAAGUUAGAAGGCUCAUACGAAUACUAUUUACGAUGAACAAAAUAAGCAAAAAAUUAAAAAAGAAAAUUUAAAGAGCUAUAGAAUAUAUGUGGCAGCAAGGAAAACAAUAACUUCACGAGAAAACUAAAAUUGUAAGUAAAAACUUACCUUCUUAUUUGGAAUACAAAACACAUUUAAUUAACUAAUUAAAAUCCUGUGAAAAACUAAACAAACUUAAUCACUGGUACACCAAUGGUUCAAUCGGUAGCUGGAUUACCGGGUUUAAGAGUUUUAGCGGAUUUUAUCAGGUUUUUAAUUAGCAGAUAUUUUUUAAAACCUAAAUCGGAUUAUUUAGCGGGUCACCGGGUUUGUCAGUCCGAUUCCGGUCCGGGUCGGGCGUAAAAACCCUGGCUUUUAUCCAAUUUUUAUAUUAGAAUUGGAUACUUUUCUUGCAACACUACACACAUACAAUUUAUAAUAGAAUCCUCUACUUAUUACACUUGCACAUUGCUUAUACAACUUCUAAGACACUAGACUUUUCUUACAAGCAAUGCUUAUCUUAGACAUCAACAACUCUAACAACUCUCUAUCUUAACAACUUAACUCUGUUAGCUUUUAACCAAACUAACUAGUUACUCUUCUUUUUGUUGUGUAACUUCUAGCUACACAAACCAACCUUGUCCUUGACUUCUUGUGGAUCCACGUUGGUUUUGCUUCUUUUUCAUCUUCCUCAGUUUCUUGCGCUUCAAGUCUCCUUCUUUUCUUUUGCACCUUUGCUUCUUGUGCUUCUUCUUUGUUUGUUCUUCUUCUCACUGAUUCUUCUUUAUUUUUCUUUUAUAAGAUUUAAUCAAAGGUUCAAUCUCAACAGAUACACGAUGAAAACGUGCUAAUAUAGGAGUCCUAUAAUAGGACUAUAGGAGUAAUUGAGUAUUAUCGACUAACUACCUUUCUAACUAACUCAUUAAUCACUUACUUUAAUAUCCACAAUCUCUUCUAAUCGUAUAUGUGGUGAGUAAUCAGCAUCGUCAUCGACAUUGAUGCAUUGUGCUUUAUAGUGUGUGUGUGUAUAUGAAUCAAGUACCAUAUGCACUAAGAGAAACCAUCUAACGUUAUUACACUGAGUCAAACUUCAAGUUUUCAAUAGCUUCAAUAAUGGUUUUUGAAGCUUCCAUAGCCAUCUUUUGUUUUAUCCCACUUUGUUUCUUCCUCUUCAUGAAUCCUCGUGAUAACUUGCUUAGAAACUGGCCAGUUCUCGGGAUGCUUCCGGGACUGCUCGUUGAGUUCCAUCGUAUCUAUGAGUUUAGCGUGGAGAUUCUCAGGAGUUCUAACUUGACGUUUACAUUCAAGGGCCCGUGGUAUUCUGGAAUGGAUAUGUUGUUCACGGUUGAUCAAGCAAAUAUCCAUCAUAUCGUGAGCUCAAACCUCUCCAACUACACUAAAGGUCCCGACUUCAAAGAAGUAUUUGACGUUCUUGGAGACGGGAUCCUCACCGCGGACUCGGAACUAUGGAAGAAUCUGAGGAAAGCUUCUAAAGUCAUGUUCAGCCACCAAGGGUUUCGAAGGUUGUUAAUGAGUACCACGAGAAGAAAAAUCAAUGACGGGCUCAUUCCUCUUUUUAAUCAUUCAGCAGAGGAAGGAGCGGUCGUGGACUUGCAGGAUGUGUUCGUGAGGUUCACAUUCGACACAACCUUAGUGAUGGUAACUGGGUCCGCCGACCCUAGAUCUCUCUGCGUUGAAAUGCCAGAGGCUGAUGAGUUCGCUAAAGCUCUUAACGAUGUUGGUGAAGGGGUUAUGUAUAGGCAUGUUAAACCGAGGUUCUUGUGGAAGCUGCAAAGAUGGGUUGGGUUCGGACAAGAGAAGAAGCUGUCCAAAGCUGACGCCAUUUUGACACGAAUGUGCGCACGGUUUAUAUAUUCUAAGAGAGAAGAGAUAAUAUCACGAGAGCAUGCUCACACUGCCAAUGAUGAAGCUGCGGAUCUUUUGACAUCACACAUGAAGCUAGAUGCAACCAAGUACGACCUCUUGAACCCCAGUGACGGUAAGUUUCUCAGAGACACCAUGUUGUCUUUCAUUCUAGCGGGGAGGGAUGCCACUGCGUCUGCUCUCACUUGGUUCUUUUGGCUUUUGUCGGAAAACCCUGAAGUUGUCACUAAGAUUCGCCAAGAGUUAAACACAAACCUUAUAAAAAUAUAUGGCCAAGCGAGGCCGUCUAGUGAUUAUUCCAUUGAGUGCUUGAACAAACUGGUGUAUUUACGUGGCGCCUUGUAUGAAUCGAUGAGACUUUACCCGCCUGUUCCAUUUGAGCGCAUGACUCCCGUAAGACCAGAUGUGCUUCCAAGUGGGCAUAAAGUCGAUGCAAGUAUGAAGAUUUUAAUCUUUCUUUAUGCGUUAGGGAGGAUGGAAGCAGUAUGGGGAGAAGACGCAUUGGAAUUCAAGCCUGGGAGGUGGGUUUCAGAGACGGGAGAGUUUAGAGAAGAGCCUUCGUACAAGUUCUUUGCGUUUUUCGGGGGACCAAGAUCUUGCCUGGGUAAGCUUUUAGCAAUGACUCUAAUGAAGACAGUGGUCGUGGAAAUAUUACAAAACUAUGAUUUUCAACUUGUCAAAGGCCAAACGAUCGAACCAGCUACUGGUCCCAUUCUUCGUAUGAAACACGGUCUUCGAGUCAAACUUACUAAAAGAUGUUCCUCUUACGAAAUAAAUGGAUACACGUGAAAAUAUAAACCAUAUCUUAGUACGACUAUUCUAAUUUAAUGAUAUUUUGUAAAUAAUAUACAUAAUAUAAAUAAUAUACAAAAAAUCAUAUCAAAUAUAA
Molecule: messenger RNA, 3839 nt
Organism: Brassica napus (rape)
Lineage: Eukaryota; Viridiplantae; Streptophyta; Magnoliopsida; Brassicales; Brassicaceae
Product: alkane hydroxylase MAH1-like
Exons: 1
Coding region: 2180-3739 (519 amino acids)
Molecular function (GO): oxidoreductase activity, acting on paired donors, with incorporation or reduction of molecular oxygen; iron ion binding; monooxygenase activity
Source: RefSeq, a predicted model, not a curated record